CGUCGACGCGUUUCUGUCUGCGUAUUUCACUCUUGUGAACGAGACGGAGAAGGUAUCUCUUCCUGUUCAGUUUCGUUUAACACGCCAAAGACACAACCAUGGCUUCUGGAGUUGCAGUGUCCGAUAACGUCAUCACAAGCUUUGCUGAAAUGAAGGUCCGCAGGGCAGACGGGAAGGAGAGGAAGAAGGCUAUGGUCUUAUGCUUGAGUGAAGACAUGAAGAUGAUCAUCGUGGAGGACGGCCGUGAGAUGCUGCAGUCCGAAAUCGGGGACACCAUCAAGGAUCCUUUCCAGUACUUGGUAAACCUGCUGCCACCUAAGGACUGCCGUUACGUUGUGUACGACGCCUCCUUUGAGACCAAGGAAACCAAGAAGCAAGAACUUGUCUUUAUUUUCUGGGCCCCUGAUUGUGCCCCACUGAAGAGCAAGAUGCUCUAUGCCAGCUCAGUGGAUGCUCUCAGGAAGAAGCUCCCAGGCAUCAAGCACGAGUGGCAGGUAAACGGUAUGGAGGACAUCAAAGACCGGAAAACACUGGCGGAGAAGCUGGGGGGCAGCACUGUGAUCUCCUUUGAAGGAGUUGCUGUCUGUGGGGAAAACUAGAGUCCAGCAUCACCUGGGGUUCAGCUUUUAAUUCCACUGGGGAGGGGGAGGAAAACAAGAGUGGGGGGUUAGUCUGACAAUUUCAAAUUUCACUGUUUCAGUCCACAUCAUGCUGAAUCACCAAAUUAUAAAGUGAUUAUAUAAAAAAAAAAAAACUGAAGAUAUUGGUAAAAUUCUGAAGACUGUCACUGGUGUGAUAAUGGACUGUAUGUUCUGCUACAACGAUGAUGAAUUAAAAUGAGGACCAAUAAAUUUGGAAUUGGAAUAUUACUCUACUCCUGAACACUUCACCUUUUUCCCCCCAAAGUUGAAACUUAUGUUUCGUGGUUAACUCAAAUGUGGUGUAAUUCAGGCUUUUCUCAUAUGGUGAGGGUGGACCAAUCUGAAUGGUCAUCAUUAAAAUACUUUCCAUUUUAAAACUUUCUUCAUGAUUCAUUUGAAUAGCUUUUUUAAUGCAUUCCACACCAAACUUUUUUUUGGGGGGAGAGGGGCAUGCAUUCCUUUUAAGAAUUAAAUUAAUGGAAUCCACUGUAGUUGACCAGAGGGGGAUAACUGGAACAGAUUAAGAGAAGUUUGUGUGUAGUGGAUGUUUUGUUUUGUCUCCUUAUAUCUAAUAAAAAAGCACUAAACUGGA
Molecule: messenger RNA, 1233 nt
Organism: Scleropages formosus (Asian bonytongue)
Lineage: Eukaryota; Metazoa; Chordata; Actinopteri; Osteoglossiformes; Osteoglossidae
Product: cofilin-2-like
Exons: 4
Coding region: 99-599 (166 amino acids)
Biological process (GO): actin filament depolymerization
Cellular component (GO): actin cytoskeleton
Molecular function (GO): actin binding
Source: RefSeq, a predicted model, not a curated record